AUGUCUGCCUUACUGAAACACCUGUGUUGGUCGCGGUUUGUCGUGUGGCUGGCAACCUUGAUGAUGGCGAUCAACAACAUCUGUACCGUCGCGCAGGAGUCGAACGACAGCAUGUUGACUCUCGGCGCGGUGUUUCCCCAAGAAAACGUCUCGGAGUUCCGGCGGACCAUGGAACGCGCCAUCGCGGACUACAAAAACGACUACCCCAACAUCAGUGUCAACCCCCUCACGGUAACUCCGGGAAAUAACCCACAGGAGAUGCUGAACGAAACGUGCGAGUCUCUGGCCGGGACUAACAUAGCUGCUCUGCUGGUGGUGGGGGAAGCCAGGACCUUCCAGAUCCUGUCCCUGUACGGCGCACAUCUGGGCAUCCCUGUGGUGGGCAUCAGCCUGAAAUACCUUUCCUCGCCCCAAAAGUUGGACAUCCCGUUGGUGGUGCGUCUGGAGCCAGCAUUUGGCCAUCAGGCCCACGCCAUCGUCACCCUGCUGGAGCGGAACGUGCUGUACAGCUUCGCCGCCUUGGUCAUCGGCCAGACCUCCAUGGACUACGAGUUCAUGGCGAAACUGCACAACCUCACAUCCGGGGUACACUGGCAAGCCUCCAAGAAGAUUUCUCUCGCGAGAGAUGACGAGAGUCUGAGUCGGCACCUGAUGAACUUGAAGCAGAGUAACUGCAGGGCGUUUGUUCUGCACGGAUCUCCCAGCGACGUCAGGAGGGUGUUUCGGGUUGCCAAGACUCUGGGUCUGACGGGAUCAAACCACGCGUGGAUCCUAACACAAGCUGCGGUCACUACAGCUCAGCAUAUACUGGAGGACUAUCCCGUCGGGGCCGUUGCAGUGAGGUAUAGUGACGACUCCCUUACUGACAAGAUUUAUGACGGCACGUUUCUUUUAAUGGACUCCUUCAACAAAGUCAACAGAGAUUACAACGGGAACGGAGCUCUGCAGCGCCGGAAGGGGUGCUGCGACGCUUCGGACAGUUACAAUGAAAAGUUUCGAUCGGAGGAUUAUUACAAACACGUGCUUCACACCAAGACACGCAGCAGAGGCAGUCUGAUCCAGUUUGACCAGAACGGGAUGUCAACCCGAGCCACCUACGACCUGCUGGACCUGAAGAGAGAAGACGAUGGUCACAUGACGUGGGCCGAUGUUGGCCAAUGGGACGACGGCACGCUUCGGCUCAAGUCGGGCGCCGGAGACAACCUCGUGCUCUUCGCCGGCAGCCUCGGCAAGAAACGCAUCGUGACGAUCGCAGAGAAGCCGUUCACCUACGUCACACCUCUCCUGGACUCCCAGCAUCCCUGCAACUCUCGCGUGAAGUGCCUGAUUCCCGUGGAAAAUAGGACGACGCACAAGUUCACCAUAGAAACCACCAACGACGACAACCUGUACCAGUAUGACGACACCAACUCCACCUACACCAUACAGUGCUGUGAGGGUCUGGUGGUGGACCUGAUGGAGGCCAUCGCCACGGACCUGGGGCUGGAGUACGAACUGUACCACGUGGCGGACUCCAAGUACGGGUCGAAUGUGAACGGGACGUGGAACGGCAUGGUGCGAGACUUGAUGGACGGGAAGGCGGAGAUGGCCAUCGGACCAAUCAGCGCCACCAUGAAUCGCUAUGACGUCAUUGAUUUCACGGAGCCGUUUGCCCACUCGGGUAUCGGCAUCAUCGUGGCCAAACGGACGGACAAAACUUUGCGCUGGGACAACUGGCUGAUGACCUUCGUGACCUUACACUUUGUGGCCGUCGUCAUCACCAUCUUUGAGUGGUUCAGUCCGUACGGACUCCACCCCAGGGGGAGGGGCAGGAACUCCAACUUCGGCUUCCCCUCGGCCCUGGUCAACGUGUGGUCCAUUCUCUUCUCUCACACCGUCUACACAAAACCACCAAAGAGUUGGAGCAGCCGAUGGGUCAUAAACUUCUGGGGAGCCUUCUCUUUCAUCUUCCUGGGGAGCUACACGGCAAACCUGGCGUCAUUCAUGGUGGCACAGGACCAGUACUACAACCUGGCGGGGCUGCACGAUCAAAGGUUGAUCAGCGGUCCGCUUCUAUACGGGGUUGCCAGAGGAACGAGUAUAGAGACGUAUCUAGAAGAGAGGACACUCCUGACGAAAAAGAAGGACCGUUUUAUCCCAGUUAACAUCACGGAGUUCGGGAUCCGUCAGCUCAAAAAAGGCGAGAUUGAUGCAUUUUUCGCUGGCUCCAACCUGCUGGAGUAUCACAUCGCCAACGACCCGGAGUGCGAGAUAGUCAAAGUCGGGAACGUGGCUGCGGCGGAGGGAUACGCCUUUGGUGUCCGAAAGGGCUCAGCCCUGAAGAACCCUGUGUCGUCUCUGAUCCUGCACUACUCCAGUAACGGAUAUCUGGACGAGCUGACACAGAAGUGGUACUCCACAGGGAGCUGUCACAAGAAGAAGCGAGAUCCCAAUGAGGAGAAGCGACAACUAGGAGUCAAACAUGCGGAGGGUUUGGCACUUUUUAUGAUUGCCGGGAUCGGACUGUCCAUGAUCGUGCUCGUGCUAGAGUACGCCGUGUACUUCUGCGUCCUGCCCUGCCUGAAGAGACGAAAGUGUAAGAGGUGGAUGCCAGUCAGCCAGAGACUUCAUCGCGCGGUGAACAAGGACGACUUGGCAGGGCCCAAGUCUGCUCUUAAAGAAAUGGCCAACAUCGUGAAGAGGGGCCAGUUUUACCUCAUGUUCGAGAAAGACACUUUAAUCAAACUCAGGCAGCAACGGGCGGCAGCCUUUGCCCUUCAAAACCAACAAACCCAGAGGCGAGACGCCAGCGUCCAGACGCCUGCUAAGGUCGAGUGUUUUGAUGUCCGGACGUACUCAACGGAACGGAAAAUCUUUCCGGAUCCUUGUUCGGACGGUUCCGGAUCGUACGACAUGUCCACGUCAGACGAGGAGAAGAACACGGAGUCGAAGAAACUUUCCGCUGCAUCUGCAGCAGCCGUUGCGAUGGGUGAUUCAAAGGGAACGAGGCUGGACUUUAGCGUGGGGCAUGACGUGUUCCCCACAGCCAUGCUUCACCACGAUGGGUGCGGGACGCUACACAAGUGUUACACUCCAGGUGGGGACCUCAAACUCACCCCAAACGGAAACAUCUUUGCGCGGAGUCCUCAGUACGAGAAACAAUCAUCCCUCACAACCGACGCAAGAAGGCCCAUUUAUGCCAAGAUUCUCCCCACCUUAAGAGGUAGCCUGUCAAAGUCUUCCGAAAAUGUGACUCUUGAGAACGUGGAUGCCCAGUGGAAUCAGUUCUCAUUUCCAGACAGGCAACCUGAAAAUACAAACCUUCCUACCAACUCCAAUCCCCCCGACCCCUACUCCUUGAGACCACCCGAACUGCAGCCGCAAGGGGCCGCUUGUGCACGCACGCCGCCGCACUCGGCGCCUGAGUCGGAGACCGGCGGGGCAAAGUUCACGUUCGACGCUCGGGAGCUGUGUUCCCUGGACGACGAUCCCAUGCCCACCACAGACAUCAUGCUGAGAUGGCAGAGCGCGGAGCUGCAGCUUCGAACCGCGCUCAGAGAAAACGUCACGCUAAAGAGAAAACUGAGACAAGCGCGACAUUCGGUGCACAACUGUCCGCACUCCACUACCCUCUGGUAGCAACAGCAUCCAGAGGACACCAUAGUAUAGUACCCAUGCUUAGUGGGGAAUGUGUUGGUUAAAUAGCUUUCAUCAUUUUCACACCCUGGAAAACUUCAUUGUGUAAAUACUUGGACCUUCAGUUUGGCAUUCAAGAUCUAUACCUCGUGUUUUUGUAUGUCUGCUUAAGUCUGAAAGCAGAAGAGAAGAUUAUACAGUUAAAACAAAGCUAUUCAUACGCUGUGAAAUCUAAUUGGUGUGUUCCGUGUAUGAGUAGAUUUGUUGUUAACUGCACAUAGACUGAUUCUGCGGGAACAAAAAGUCUUGAAACUGGAAUUUCCUUCCGAUUGCUAGAUCUACAUAAAAGAAGAAUAUAGUUUAGAGGAGUUUUUUCGAACGAAGGGGAAAUAGGGGAACAGUUCCUAAACUAGAUGCACAUGUUAACGAGUUCGAGUACAGUUUUCUGGAGUAGUGAUUUCUGUAGGUAGGUAAGGUAUGCGACACUUACAAAAAUAACAGGAAACAGAAGAUGACAAAUAGAUCUUUGAAAAUACAAGGGUGCAAUCGAGUACACAAAAUGCGUCCUAACGUUUCUCGUCUUGUGUAAUUUUGACCUGGUCUUUUUUAGCUGUUACUAUCUUAGAGUGUGUGACAAAGCAACGAGAUUGACGAAUGUACAUUUUAAUCUGAAGAUCAGUUCUCAUCUAUUUUAAUACGUUUAGAUGGACCUGAGUGAAUGGAAGAACCGUUAAUGGUAGGUGAUUCAAAUGUACUUCAAUUUUUUUAGAUAAAACGAUCAAGACCAGCCAAUUCUAGCUUUUUUUUAGUAUUAUUGAAUGUUGGUGAUUGUUAAGAAGAAAGGUCUUUGCAAAGAAAGGAAACAAAAUAUAAACUAAAACUAAGUGUGCGUCGCCAAAUGCCUGCUUUGCAGACUUUUGCGUCGGAGUCGCUUUUUGAGACGGUGGUAUAUGUGAACAAAAGUGUGUAAAUUGUAUGGAUUCAUGCAUUUUAAUUAUAACCUAUUCUGUAUUAGCCAUAGUCCUAGAGUAUACACUUGGUGAUAAAAUUUGUUCCCAUUAGUAUCAAGUUUAACACAGAAGAAAAUAUUCUAACUGUAGAAAUUUAGUGUUGGCACUAAGGGCUUCGUCCUGCAAGAAUGCUGCAUCCUGGGAAAUAUUUGGGGCGUCGGUAUCUUUGUUUUAACGUAUGACGUCAGUAUCUGCAGGUAUAUAUCGGUACUAAGGCUGUAUAUUGUAAAUAUUUUCAGCUAGGACGACACUCUGAGUGAUAAAGUGACAACGGUAACGUGUUGGGCGUAUGUCGUUUUUACUCGUGACCCCUGUCUCUACUAACCCAUAGUUUAUGUGUCCACCGCUAUGUA
Messenger RNA from Branchiostoma floridae (Florida lancelet), 4978 nucleotides. Its product is annotated as glutamate receptor ionotropic, NMDA 3A-like. The transcript has 12 exons. Gene Ontology annotation, biological process: modulation of chemical synaptic transmission; synaptic transmission, glutamatergic; monoatomic ion transport. Bases 1 to 3618 code for a protein of 1205 amino acids. Gene Ontology annotation, molecular function: AMPA glutamate receptor activity; transmitter-gated monoatomic ion channel activity involved in regulation of postsynaptic membrane potential. The record is from RefSeq and is a predicted model, not a curated record. Lineage: Eukaryota; Metazoa; Chordata; Leptocardii; Amphioxiformes; Branchiostomatidae. Gene Ontology annotation, cellular component: AMPA glutamate receptor complex; dendritic spine; postsynaptic membrane.